Molecule: messenger RNA, 3544 nt
Organism: Callithrix jacchus (white-tufted-ear marmoset)
Lineage: Eukaryota; Metazoa; Chordata; Mammalia; Primates; Cebidae
Gene: PTPRR
Product: protein tyrosine phosphatase receptor type R
Biological process (GO): protein dephosphorylation; signal transduction
Cellular component (GO): cell junction; cytosol; plasma membrane
Molecular function (GO): protein tyrosine phosphatase activity; protein kinase binding
Source: RefSeq, a predicted model, not a curated record
GCCUACUCUGCUCCAAGCCACCGCUAAGACCCGGAGAAGCGGAAUUUCACUUUGAAACUCCCGUGCCUAGUGAGGGCCGGCGCUGGGCAUGCUCAGUAGCCGCAGCGCGUCUGGGCUGCUGCUCACGCUGCACUGGCUGCCGUGCUGCUGCGCUGCUGGGCUGGCGCGGAGUCCACCCUGCCGUCUCCGCCUUGGCUGCUGGGUCCCGGGAAGGCCAAGCAUUUGCCGCCUCUGAAUGCUUCUGUCCCCUUUCCCCGAAACCUCCUACUCUACUUCCUCUUCCUCUCUUCCUCUCUUAGGGAGGUUGAAGCGGGUGCUCGUUUCUAUCGGCGCCACAGACUGACUGAUCUGCAAACCCCAUCCGAGGACCUGCGAAUGAAUCCCGGAGACUAGAAGACCCUUGGCGGUGUCUCUUUCUAAUAGCACUUUACCUAAAGUGGGGUCGUGGUGGGGUUUCUCCUCCACCUCUCAAUGCACACACUAUGCGGAGAGCAGUCGGCUUCCCUGCGCUGUGCCUGCUCCUUAAUCUUCAUGCUGCAGGGUGCUUUUCAGGAAACAAUGAUCAUUUUUUGGCAAUUAAUCAGAAGAAGAGUGGAAAGCCGGUAUUUGUUUACCACCAUUCACAAGACAUUGAGAAGAGCCUGGAUAUAGCCCCACAAAAGAUCAAUAGACAUAGCUACCAUUCCUCUUCCGAAGCUCAAGUAAGCAAACGCCACCAGAUUGUCAAUUCAGCAUUUCCUAGACCUGCAUAUGACCCGUCUCUCAAUCUGCUGGCCAUGGAUGGUCAAGAUCUUGAAGUGGAAAAUCUUCCAAUCCCCGCAGCAAAUGUAAUUGUGGUGACACUGCAAAUGGAUAUAAACAAGCUGAACAUAACCUUGCUUCGGAUCUUCCGUCAAGGAGUGGCUGCAGCUUUAGGACUCUUACCUCAGCAAGUGCACAUCAAUCGCCUCAUUGGAAAGAAGAACAGUAUUGAACUGUUUGUGUCUCCCAUAAACCGUAAAACAGGAAUUUCUGAUGCUCUGCCCUCUGAGGAAGUUCUUCGUUCACUUAAUAUCAAUGUUUUGCAUCAAAGUUUAUCCCAAUUUGGAAUUACAGACAUCUCUCCUGAGAAAAAUGUUUUACAAGGGCAGCAUGAAGCGGACAAAAUCUGGAGCAAAGAGGGAUUUUAUGCUGUUGUCAUUUUUCUCAGCAUCUUUGUUAUUAUAGUAACGUGUUUGAUGAUUCUUUACAGAUUAAAAGAAAGGUUCCAGCUUUCUUUAAGACAAGAUAAAGAGAAAAACCAGGAGAUCCACCUAUCGCCCAUCACAUUACAGCCAGCACUGUCUGAUGCAAAGACAGUCCACAGCAUGGUCCAACCUGAGCAGGCCCCAAAGGUACUGAAUGUAGUCGUGGACCCUCAAGGCCGAGGUGCUCCUGAGAUCAAAGCUACCACCGCUACCUCUGUCUGCCCUUCUCCUUUCAAAAUGAAGCCCAUAGGACUUCAGGAGAGACGAGGGUCCAACGUAUCUCUUACAUUGGACAUGAGUAGCUUGGGGAACAUCGAACCCUUUGUGGCUAUACCAACCCCACGGGAGAAGGUAGCAAUGGAGUACCUGCAGUCAGCCAGCCGAAUUCUCACAAGGUCACAGCUGAGGGACGUCAUGGCAAGUUCACAUUUACUUCAAAGUGAAUUCAUGGAAAUACCAAUGAACUUUGUGGAUCCCAAAGAAAUUGAUAUUCCACGUCAUGGAACUAAAAAUCGCUAUAAGACCAUUUUGCCAAAUCCCCUCAGCAGAGUGUGUUUAAGACCAAAAAAUGUAACUGAUUCAUUGAGCACCUACAUUAAUGCUAAUUAUAUUAGGGGCUACAGUGGCAAGGAGAAAGCAUUCAUUGCCACGCAGGGCCCCAUGAUCAACACCGUGGAUGAUUUCUGGCAGAUGGUUUGGCAGGAAGACAGCCCUGUGAUUGUUAUGAUCACAAAACUCAAAGAAAAAAAUGAGAAAUGUGUGCUGUACUGGCCAGAAAAGAGAGGGAUAUAUGGGAAAGUGGAGGUUCUGGUUAUCAGUGUAAAUGAGUGUGAUAACUACACCAUUCGAAACCUUGUCUUGAAGCAAGGAAGUCACACGCAACAUGUGAAGCAUUACUGGUACACCUCAUGGCCCGAUCACAAGACUCCAGACAGUGCCCAGCCCCUCCUACAGCUCAUGCUGGAUGUGGAAGAAGACAGACUUGCUUCCCAGGGCCGAGGGCCUGUGGUUGUCCACUGCAGUGCAGGAAUAGGUAGAACGGGGUGUUUUAUUGCUACAUCCAUUGGCUGUCAACAGUUGAAAGAAGAAGGAGUCGUGGAUGCACUAAGCAUUGUCUGCCAGCUUCGUAUGGAUAGAGGUGGAAUGGUGCAAACCAGUGAGCAGUAUGAAUUUGUGCACCAUGCUCUUUGCCUGUAUGAGAGCAGACUUUCAGCAGAGACUGUCCAGUGAGUCACUGAAGACCAUCCAUCUCUUGGGGUGAUUAAUCAAAUUACUCACUCAAGGCUUCUAGAAGGAGCUUCCUGCAAUGGAAGGAAGGAGAAGCUCUGAAGCCAACGUAUGGCAUGGAUGUGGAAGACUGGGCAACAUAUUUAGGAUUGCCAGCUCCUUAUGUAUAUGAAUGCAUUUGUAAGCAUCCCCCAAAUUAUUUUGAAGGUUUUUUGAUGAUGAAGGUAUGAUAGGUUCUCACACAGCCUAAGGCAGAUUUUGUUUUGUCUGUACUGACUCUAUCUGCCACACAGAAUGUAUGUAUUUAAUAUUCAGUGAUAAGUGUCAUCAGGUGAUGACUGGAUGAGCUGCUGAAGACAUUCGUAUUAUGUGUUAGAUGCUUUAAUGUUUGCAAAAUCUGUCUUGUGACUGGACUGUCAGCUGUUAAACUGUUCCUGUUUUUAAGUGCUAUUACCUUUCUCAGUUACAAGAAUCUUGCUGCUAAAGUUGCAAGUGAUUGAUAAAGGAUUUUUAACAAAAUAAGUCUUUGUUUUUGAGAAGCAAAAAUCAAAAGCAGUAACUAUUUUAUAUGGAAAUGUGUCUUGAUAAUAUUACCUAUUAAAUGUGUAUUUAUAGUACCUCCUAUCAAACAAUUACAGAGCACAAUGAUUGUCAUUGGGUAUAUAUGUAUUUACUCUCUAUUAUUGGACAUAGAGGUGGCUUCUGCUCCAGAACUCUAUCCACUGUAUUUCUACACCAUGAGUCAUUUUACUUUCAAAGGAAAAUAUUUGUAGCAACUAUGAAGUAUAAAGAAUUUUAAAUACUUGUCUCUCUUUUGCUAAGAAGGAAAUUUUGAACAUGCUGUCUACCUGGAAUCUCUCUCUCAACAAAAGGCAUAUGCCUUCAGGAAUAAUAUAACCUGUCCCAUUUUCAGAGGUUCCUUAUAAGGACAUUUCCACAUACUUCCUUAACAUUUCUGAAAGGUUGCAAUCUUCAAGAGACAAAAAAAAUUUUACAACCCUCAGCAAACACUAGCUGUUCUGCUCAAAUAAGAAUUUAUAAUGCAGCAAUGUUGACUUUGUUUCAUACUGCCAAUAAACUGUUAAUACUAA